UCCCACUGGCUGUGAUUACAAAACAACGGCAUGCAGGUGAAACCAAAAGCCGGCAGGGGACUAUUCUCGUUUUUCAAGACUGACGGCCGUAGGCUGGUCUUCUACACGGCGGGAGCCACCACGGUUGGAUUGUUCGUUGGCAACUUCCUGCCGCACACCCUUGGCCUUAAGUAUUACCGGGACUUUGUGCAAUGCUACCAGCACGGCGUGGAGCGUCCUGUGCCGGAUGCCGUGAAGCAGCGCCUGGAGAAGGCCCUGGACCUGUUGGGCCUGUCCGACUUUGAGCGCAAGUUCGUCAAGCCCUUUACUGUGUUUGGGUUUGAUCUCUUCCAGGCGGGCACCACGAAGCUUCGCUUUGGCGGCGCCCUAGGCAUUCCGGUGAACUACGGCUAUGUCAGCCAGGAGGAAAUAAAGCGGGCAGACAUCCGCUUCAGAGAUCAGCAAAUCAACUGGAGCUCACCCAGCGGGAAGCUUCUAGAGGAGGCCAUAGUCUUAAACGACGAUGAGCAGGUUUUCGGCUUGAGCAAAGCAGUUCUGCAGCUGCAAACCCAUCGAGUGCUUCUCAACUCGAUAUUUCCAAGCGUGAGCUUCCUGAUGGUGUACACCAUGGGUCACUACCUGAACCUGAGGCUGAAUCUGUUUGCCCGCCAUGGAAGCGUUCGCUUCGUCAUGUACAGCAUUCUGGGACUCUUUGGCACCGGCAUCUGGUGUUUUAUGAAGGACUACAAUCAAGUGGCCACAGACGCGGAGAUCGACAAGAAGCUGGCCACAAUGGGCCCUCAGUUUGUGGCCGCCGGAGCCAGCUUCUAUGAUAAACAUUUAAAGAAGAACAUUGCGCUGCGGGAACUGAUUGGCGACGACACCUACACCGCCCUGGGUAAUGAGAACUAUAUGGUGCGCCAGAAAUCUAUGCCGUUAACGGCUCGCAUCUUCUUCCUGGAGAGGCUGGAGGAGUUGAAGAAAGGGCAGGCACCAGAGACUCAAUAAACAAAUUAAUUGUUACAUUUUUA
Messenger RNA from Drosophila serrata, 1010 nucleotides. RefSeq names its product transmembrane protein 177. The record is from RefSeq and is a predicted model, not a curated record. Lineage: Eukaryota; Metazoa; Arthropoda; Insecta; Diptera; Drosophilidae. Gene Ontology annotation, cellular component: membrane.